AUGAUUCCUCCCGAGUAUAAUCUCAGCGACCCUCGGAUCUACCGAGUCGAAACGGCAAAUCCAUUGAUUCUCGUUAGUUUUUUUUUAAUGAAAAAAAAAAUUAAUCAAAAAUGGAAAAUUGAAGGCGGGGCUGGUGAGCAAAUCGGUGCCUCAUUGGGUCCGAAGAUACGCGGCGAUUCGGCCUGACUAUGUCUUCCCAAAUACUUUGAUCGACGAUUUGAAGAGUGAGUUUGUUUGGAAGAACCUGGAAAUAUUAUUUUUUUGCAAAGGUAAAAUCCAGAAAAAAUAUCAUUGAAAAAGUAAAAUCGAUCAAGUUUUGGAGAUCAGUUUAAGCUUUUCUUCGAAGAAAACGGAAUUUUCAAUAAUUUUUUCUUUUGUGAAUUAUUUUUCACUGACUGUCUGCACUAAAAAUUCCACUAAACUGAUAUUUCGGAAAGUAAAGGAAUUUCCUGAGUUUUGAGCAAAACUUUCAUACGAAUUCAACUUAUAUCACCCAACAAAACUUUAAAAUCCGAUUUUCUUUGAUUUCUCUCUAGAGAAAACCACACCCCAUCACUAAAAAAUUAACCAGAUCCAAAAAAUAAGUCUAAAAUUCAACAAAAUGUUCCCAAACUUUAUGCAACCCAUGAAAAGUAACCUAAAACCAAAAAAAAAAAUUGAAUUUUGCCUCUUUUUCUCAAAAAGAAACCAUCACUUCAUCACUAAAAAUAAACCAGACCCAAAAAAAAAGAAAGAAAAUCGCAAAAAUCAACAAAUUUGCCGUCUUCAGCGAUCCGUUUGACCAACAAUGAAGUGUAUUCGGUGCUGGGAUUAGCCUUAUUCUUCACACUCCUCCGUUAUUACAUCCAGAUUAAGCUUCAGGUUCGUCUAGAGGGGAAAAAAUUAUCAAACAACUUUUAAAUUCAGACAUGGACCUCAACUCAUCAUAUUUAUCCUCGCUUCGCUCACAAGGUAAGUUUUGAAGUUUGUACUCGACUAAGGAGCUCCAGAGUGGUCCCUUUAGGGGCGAAAAUAUGGGCGUUUGUAGGUUCUACUCAAGAGACCAUCUCACCUUCCCCUAUAGGGGGCACUAAAGCUUGCAUAAGUGGUCACUAAAAGGGUUUUAGUUAAUGAUGACUUUGAGAUUGAAAAAAAUCACUUGAGCACGGGCUGAUAGAUCAAACUCUAAACCCCCAGAGGGACCACCCUAGGUUUCCUAAGGAUUAAUCAUACUUUUUUUUAAGCUUGAAAAUAGAUUAGUAAAUUCAAUAAAACUCAGAGAAGUAUUGGAAACAUUUGAAAAUCUUUUGUGAUGAAAUAUUGGUGAAUGAGAAAUCUUGAAUAAUCCCAAUUUCAGGUCCCAGAAUCGUUUUGGAAGCUGAUUUAUUACGGGUUUGCGUGGCUCCUGUUGCUCUACGUCCAUAUGUGUGUCGACUCGAUCAAUUCUUUCGAUGAUCCUCUUUCUAUGUGGAAAGGUGAGAAAAGUACCUAUUUCUUUACUUUCGUGAUAUAAAAUGAUCUAAACUCUGCAGCCAAAAUGCCAAAUUAGAAGUCUAGGUGUUCAUUAAGGACGAUAAAGUCUGUUCAGAUUCUGAAUGUCAAGUAGAGUGACGUCAUUCGAAAAAGCUCUUUGGUUGGCUCGCUCUCUGAAUGGCUUAUCGUGCUAUUAGGGGCGGAGCUUGAGCGAUGACUUGAAUUUCGAAAUCUGAACAGACUAUUCAACCUAAAAAUCGCUCCUGGUCAUUUUUUCUCCACUUUUUAGGAGAUUUCAGCCUUUCAUAACUCGAAUUUUUCAUUUUUUUUUUUCUGAAAUUCCUAAAAAAAAAACUUACUGGGAACGCAAGAGUGGUCACUAGAGCGGGAAACUCAGAGGCACUUGAAGGCUCCUCUUCAGGGACGACAUACCCUAGACCCUAUAGAGACCACCUGGAUUUUAGCCCUCUAGGGAGCAGUUUUUCAUCCGCUUCAGAGGCUUAUUUUUCCUCUAACCCCUUCAGUGAUCACUCUGGCGUUUCUGAGCACCUUCUUUGUGAAAUGAAAAAAGAAGAACCUUGUUAGCGUGGUCCGGCGGCAACCGUCCCGCAAUGCACCCGCUGAUGACGUUGAUCUACGCGACGCAGUCGGCCUUCUACGUGCAUUCCAUCUACGCGACGCUCUUCAUGGACCUCUGGCGGAAGGACAGCUGGCUCAUGUUCGUCCAUCACUUCAUCGCCUUGGCCCUGCUGCUGCUCAGCUACGUCGACAAGUCAGUUGAAGAUAGAUAACACCAAAGAGCACUACAUAAGCUUGAUAGCUCGUCGCCUCGGGCUGGAACUUGUGACCCUGUGAACCUUAGAGAUACACUCAACCUGUUGCGCUAAAACGCGUCUAUAAACUAAAUAGUUAUUCUGGACCCACUCCAAAAAUAACUGAUUUUUUUUUUGGUUUUUUCUGGCUCUCAGAUUCUCCGAUUCCAAGUUCAGCUUGAUAUAGCAGUUUUGUAAUAACAUAAAGUUUUAGAACUUCUUUACCGUAACCCUUUGAGCAACCGUAACUCAUUUUUUCGACGACCGGCUCCCAACUUUUUUUCCUGAACGAAAAGUUUCUGAACUUCUAUAAAUGUUUAGGUUAGAGAAGAAACUAUCAUGUCGACCUGUAGUUUUGGAUCUGUUCAUCACGAAUAGAGCCGUCUAACUUGUCUGCGCUCUCUUUUCUCUCGCGUCUCGUCGUAUCGCGUCGAGAGAAAAGAGUGCGCAGAGAAAUUGAGCUCACCUUCAAUAGAUAAUAAAAGCCAUUUUCAUCAUUAAAAUUUACAAAAAAAGUUUUUAAAAUUGAAAGAAAAAAAUAAAGAAGAGUAAUUUCAAUCAAAAAAAUAAAAAAACACUUUCAGCUUCACCCUCCCUGGCGCCCUACUUCUCUUCCUCCAUGAUAACUCGGACGCGACCUUGGAAAUCACAAAACUCUCAUUUUACCUCAAGAAACGGACCAAUGGAAUGUACUACAAGUACUACUUCUACAUGGGCAACGCCGCCUUCAUUCUUUUCGCCAUUAUUUGGUGAUUUUCUAGCUCAAAGUUUAAAAAAAGAUUAUUACGAAAAAAAUAGUGGAGAAAAAGUAAUUUCGAAUCUUCAGUAAAAAUGCGAAAAAAGUGUCCUGAGCCGAAAAAAAGGGAGUAAAAUGUGUUGAAAAAAUUUACGAUUUUUCCUGAAUUUAAAAUAAUUUUUUGAAAGUAAUCAAUUUUAGUUUCCAAUGAAAAAAAUGCCACAAAACCCGAUUGAUUUUUGUAUUUUUCCUGAAAAAAAUCCGUCCAUCGAGCACAUAUUCACAGGAGAAUAUGACCUAUGAAAAUCGGAUUUUUUUUUCAAAAAUUUCCUCAGCAAACUAAUUUUUUUCGCCUCUUUUCCAUUUCUUUUCUUCCAAUUUUUCAAAUUUCUAAUCUCUUCGAACUAAAACUAAACACGAAAACGAUUUCCAGGGUGAUUUUCCGGCUCUACUGGUACACUUGCAAGCUGCUCUACGCGACCUUCUACGGGGCCGUUUAUUUGGCUCCGCAAGACGCCAAAUUCUUCCCGCUUCUGGGCGUGAUGCUGUUCAUCAUCUACUUGAUGAAUCUCUACUGGUUCAACGUGCGUUUUCAUCCGCAAUUUAAGAAACUAAGAGGAGUAAAAACGAAAUUUUUACCCAUGUAUGAAGAUAGAAUUGGUCAUAGCAAAGCAUAUGGUUAAUUACUCUCAUUCUGGCCGGGUGUUCCAACGGGUUCACCCGUGUUUUUGAGGUUAUCUGAGACUCAGUUGUGCUAAGACUGGAGAAAAACGGGUAAGAGAGGAAAUAGGUGACCCAGCUGCAGUAAGAAGUGCCAAAAGUUCCACCAGCAAUACGGGUUCAGUACGGGCCCACCCGAUGAGAGCCCGUGUGAGAAUGGAAUCUCCUUGAAAGUACAUGUCAAAAUGAUUGCAGUUCAUUGCUCGGAUGGUUUGGCGCGUGGCUCUGACCGGAGAAGACCCGGAAGACAACCGGGAAUGGGACACGACGGCCGUCAGCGGCCUCAACCAACAGGCUCUCGACCAGAUCGCCGCCCAGACCAAGAAACAGAAGGACGUUUGA
Messenger RNA from Caenorhabditis auriculariae, 4062 nucleotides. NCBI's taxonomy places the organism in Eukaryota, Metazoa, Nematoda, Chromadorea, Rhabditida, Rhabditidae. The record is from the annotation of a GenBank genome assembly.